Molecule: messenger RNA, 651 nt
Organism: Colletotrichum acutatum
Lineage: Eukaryota; Fungi; Ascomycota; Sordariomycetes; Glomerellales; Glomerellaceae
Exons: 2
Biological process (GO): peptidyl-proline hydroxylation to 4-hydroxy-L-proline
Cellular component (GO): endoplasmic reticulum
Molecular function (GO): procollagen-proline 4-dioxygenase activity; L-ascorbic acid binding; iron ion binding
Source: RefSeq, a predicted model, not a curated record
CUCUUCCAACCGAAAGAGAAGACAUACACAAUUCGAAUCUUAAGCUAUGACCCGCUGAUUAUAUAUGUUGUUGGGUUUCUGUCAUGGGUGGAAAGAGCCUAUUUACUACGUCUUGGGCAACCGUUAUUUGAGAGAUCGACAGUGUACAACGAUGGCGUACAGGAGAUAGACAUGGAGCGAACAAGCAGCACCGCAUAUCUUCCUGACAAAGACUGGCUUGUCCAGCGAAUCAUUAGACGAGCCUCCGAGAUUCAGGGCUACACAAACGAGAACCUUCAUGAAUCGCUACAACUCACGCAAUAUGGCCCCGACCAGCUCUUCCGUCCCCACGUAGACACUCUCGAGGACAGUGCCAAUGAGGCCUUAACACACCAGCUGACAACGAUUUUCGCAAUCGUUGAAGCCACAUGCGAUAGAUGCGGGACUCAGUUUCCAAAUUCUCGCAUCAAAUGGCCAUUGGAAGAUCCAAGCUGGUGCAAAUAUGUAGAAUGUGGCGACGUCGAGGCCCUCACAUUCAAGGCCGUACCCGGUAACGCAUUGUUUUGGAAGAGCUGGACAAACGCUAGGAGCCUUGAUCCAAGGACAUUACAUACUGGUUUACCUCCUGAAAGCGGGGUGAAGACUGGUCUCAACAUUUGGACCCACGACUAA